AUGGGGCUGGAAGAACCUCAGAAUAAAUGCCAACAUGCCCUGUUGAUCCCCUGGGUCUUUGCUAUUAUUUCAACCUCAAUCAUCAGUGCUUGCUUUAUUACAAAUUGUGUGGUGACAUACCAGCACCUCUCACACUGUAAGCAAGGAACGGACAUGGUCAGGCUUCUCGACUACCAUGAGAAGGUAACCUGCAGCAGAGAAGAACCAGGUCUGAAUGGGGGUGUCUGGAAUUGCUGUCCCGUUGGCUGGAGAACCUUCCAAUCCAACUGUUAUGUUCCUCUUGCUGACAACCGGACCUGGGAGGAGAGCGAGAGGAACUGCUCUGGGAUGGGGGCUCAUCUGGCGACCCUCAGCACCGAAGCAGAGCUGAACUUUGUAACCAAAUUUUUGGAUAGACGAUUUCCUUACUUCUUGGGACUUACAGACCAGAACACUGAAGGUCAUUGGCAGUGGGUGGACAAGACACCAUUUAACCCACACAUGGCAUUUUGGCAUGAGGAUGAACCUAACAAUUUUCUGGGAGAAGACUGUGCUGUCCUUGUUAAUGUCCAAGAUCAGUGGGCAUGGAAUGAUUUUCCUUGUAACUUUGAGGCCAGUAGGAUUUGUAAGCUACCUGGAGCAACAUUCGACUAGGAACCUAUGAAGCAGUCCUUAUGA
Molecule: messenger RNA, 657 nt
Organism: Jaculus jaculus (lesser Egyptian jerboa)
Lineage: Eukaryota; Metazoa; Chordata; Mammalia; Rodentia; Dipodidae
Product: C-type lectin domain family 4 member D
Exons: 6
Source: RefSeq, a predicted model, not a curated record